UUCGUUUCCUCCAAAGAAAUCUUGAGUCGGGAGUCUUUUUCGUUGUUGUUGGUCGGUACCGAUUUGUUGUGGGUUUCGUCCGUUUCCGUUCGCACCGACCACCAACCGGCCUGCCGCCAUGCCCGGGAUAGAGAAGCUGCCGAUAGAGGAGACGCUGGAAGACAGUCCUCAGACGCGCUCUCUGCUGGGCGUGUUCGAGGAGGACACCGCGGCGAUGUCCAACUACUGCACACAGCUGUACCGCGCCAUGCAGAGGAUUUACGACGCGCAGAAUGAACUCAGCGCUGCGACUCACCUGACCUCCAGACUGCUGAAGGAGUACGACAAACAGCGUUUUCCUCUCGGGCGCGAUGACGAGGUGAUGAGCUCCACCCUGCAGCAGUUUGCAAAAGUCAUCGAUGAGUUGAGUUCCUGCCACGCAGUCUUGUCCACCCAGCUUGCAGAUGCCAUGAUGUUUCCCAUUACGCAGUUUAAAGAGAGAGACCUGAAGGAGAUCCUCACCCUGAAAGAAGUCUUCCAAAUAUCCAGUGACGAUCACGACGUGGCCGUAAACAGGUUCAGCCGCCUGUCCAAGAAGAGAGACAACGACAAGUUGCGGGCGGAGGCCGUGGAGGACGUCUACACCUCCCGCAAGAAGCAGCACCAGACCAUGAUGCACUACUUCUGCUCGCUGAACACGCUGCAGUACAAGAAGAAGACGGCGCUGCUGGAGCCGCUGCUGGGCUACAUGCAGGCCCAGAUCAGUUUUUUUAAACUGGGUUCGGAAAAUCUCACCCAGCAGUGGGAGGACUUCCUGGGAACCAUAGGAACCAGUGUGCAGAACGUGCGUCGGGAGAUGGAGCAGGAGGUCGGGCAGAUGCAGGAGACCAUCCAGGAGAUGGAGACGUCAUGUGACCAACUGUACGCGCCGUGUGACCCUGACCCCGCCCACACGCUGGUCUGUCGCAACCUGACCAGGAAGCAGGGCUACAUGUACAUCCGCAAUAAGACGGGGCUGGUGUCGUCGUCCUGGGAGCGCCAGUACUUCUUCACGCAGGGCGGGAACUUGAUGCAGCAGGGCCGCGGCGAGGUGGCGGGCGGCCUGCUCACCGACCUCGACAACAGCUCCGUCAUGGCGGUCGACUGCGACGACCGGCGCUUCUGCCUCCAGGUCACGUCCUUCGACGGCAAGAAAGUCGUGACGCUGCAGUCGGAGAGCCGACAGGACUGCGAGGAGUGGAUCGCCACCAUCAACAACAUCUCCAAACGGAUCUACCUGAGCGAGAACGCCGAGGAGCUGGCGGCCAGAGUAAACCAAUCGGCUCUCGAGGCCGUGACGCCGUCGCCGUCCUUCCAGCAGAGGCACGAGAGCAUGAGGCCCAGCAGUAAAGGGCGUGCGGGCCGAGCGAGCAGCAUCAGCUCCGUGGGCUCCGAGCCGUCGCCCGCCCUCUCUGCGCUCUCAUUGGAUGCCCUGGUCGCCCCGGAAACGCCCAUCCAGUUCGACAUCAUAUCCCCUGUCAGUGAGGAGAACUCAGGGCAGAGCAAGACGGCAGCACAGUCCGGCAGAAGGAGUAAUCCAUUUGGAGAGUCAGGAGACGGCGCCUCAGAAGACAGUGAAGACUCGAUCCUCCACCAGCUGUUCAUCGUCCGCUUCCUGGGCUCCAUGGAGGUGAAGACGGCCGAGUCGCCGGACGUCAUCCCCGAGACCAUGAGGCAGAUCCUGGCGGCCCGAGCCAUCCACAACAUCUUCCGGAUGACCGAGUCGCACCUGCUGGUCACCUGCGACUGCCUCAAGCUCAUCGACCCGCAGACGCAAGUCACUCGACUCCGGUUCCCCAUCACCAGUGUGCUGCAGUGUUCGUCCCACCAGGACAACAAGAGGCUGUUUGGUUUCGUCCUGCAGGCGGCGGGGGGGGGGCGGGGCGACAGCCGCACCGUCUGCUACAUCUUCGAGUCCAACAACGACGGAGAGAAGAUCUGCGACAGCGUCGGCCUCGCCAAGCAGAUCGCCUUCCACUCCGAGAUGGACCGUAAGGCCGUGGAGAAGAGGAAGGAGCACGACAAGGCGAAGGAGAAACAGCAGGAGGAGCGCAGCAAGCAGAAGCAGAUAGAGAAGGACCUGGAGGAGCAGAGCCGCCUGAUCGCCGCCUCGAGUCGCCCCGCCAACCAACCUGCCGCCGAUGGACAGUUCCUGGUGCUUAGCAACAGCCAAUCGGAGGACAGCGAUGCCGGGGCGGAGGAGGGGAAGAAGGAGUCUGAAGCAUGACGGACGUGAGCGGAGGAGGCGUGAAAAAACAUGCACUCCCUCUCUGGCUGGACUCUGUUAGCAGAACUAAAUGGAAGGAGGAGGAGGAGAUAACGUCUUUGUUUUCUUUUUUUGCGUUUAAAAAAAAAAAGCUGCUUUUUAUCCCGUCUCUCCAGAAAAAGACGCAAAUAUCGAAUUUAACCUGCAAGUUUAUUUGUUUGUUUUUGUUUAUUUCAAAGAGAGAUAAGGGCAACGACACAGGAUUAUGACCGGGGGUCUGACGGAGACCCCAGAGCGCCGAACAAAGAGGGGGAGUUUUAUUUUGAAAAAUCCUUCCACUUGUUUUUGGCAUUUUAUUUUGUACUUUUUUAGCGUUGUUUUUGUUCUUUUUUUAAUCCUCUUUUCUUUUCACUGGUUUUCGCUCAUUUCUUCAUCGAUGGAUCAAAUUGAGCAGAAUAUUGAUCUGCAGCUGAUUCUAAUCAUCGAUCGUGGUUCCGUCUACUCAAGUACGGACCGAUCGAUUAGUCGAUAAAUAACUGAUUGAUCGUUGUAAAUUCCGCCUCGUUCAUUUAUUAGUUUAAGAAGCUGAAUCACACGUCAUCCGGUGCUUUACAGGUUAAACAAUUGAGCUAAAUUUGGUUUAAAAUAAAUGAUCCGUGUCAAACUUUAUGUAUAAAUACGGAAAUUAGUUGAAAGAAAUUAACGAACGAGGACAUGAGGCCGAAUUGAAAAUGACAAAUUGAGCUUUUGAAUUAGUAAAAAUAAAUAAAAGAUCAAAUAAAACGUUUAAACUGUAGGAACGCACUAACUGACUAAUCUGUUACGAAAAACACUAAAAUUAUGUUCUUUUAAAUAUAUAUUUACCGCCAAAGUUUCCAGCAUCAUUUUAUCAGAGUAGGUCAAACCCUGGGGUCAAAGGUCAGCUCUGCUUCAUCCACAUCCUGUGUGUGUGUGGGAGAGAAACUACAAAAUAAGAGCGUAAUAUUUUAAUUCCACGUGUUUGCAAUAGUUGCAUAAAAGUAUUGCUCAUAAAUAAUAAUAAUAAUCACGUAUAAUAUCUUUAAGACAUUAAACAAAAAGCACGAAUCCGAUGAACCGAUCUCACGUUUCGGCCUCGUCUCCGAUUUGAAAACUAAAAGAAAGGGAAAAACGAUGAAAAAAAAUAAAACAUUUCUAACGAUCAAAAUUCUGCCAAAUAAUCUGCUGAGUCUGCAUUUUUUGUUUAUCCAUGUCAUUCGUUUUGGCUCCGCCUUCUUUUUUUCUUAUUAUGUCGGGGUGUCAGAGGUCACGGAGACGAUGUUCCUUAAAAAUCGGCGGUUACUGACGACGAACUGUAAAUGUUCAGUGAUGAUUGUUUGUGUCAUAAACGAUGGUGAUGAUAAUAAUAAAAAAGGCUUUUCAGUGGUAAAUAAAAGCACUAACUCCA
Molecule: messenger RNA, 3650 nt
Organism: Pseudoliparis swirei
Lineage: Eukaryota; Metazoa; Chordata; Actinopteri; Perciformes; Liparidae
Gene: appl1
Product: adaptor protein, phosphotyrosine interaction, PH domain and leucine zipper containing 1
Exons: 22
Coding region: 119-2245 (708 amino acids)
Biological process (GO): signaling
Cellular component (GO): endosome membrane; cytoplasm
Molecular function (GO): protein binding
Source: RefSeq, a predicted model, not a curated record